CAACGGGAAGGCAACAUUCAAACAUCAGACUGGGCAGCAGUGCGACAGGAGCUCGAGCUGAUCUGACCGCAGAAGAAUAUACUGAAUUUGAAGCCUAAGUUACCUCAAGAUGUGGAAAAGAAAAGCAAAAGUGACCGACCAGACUGCUGAUGGUCAGGGUCCUGCACCAGAGAAAAAAUAUAAAAAGAAAGUGGGCAUCAAAAAGAAGUCCAAAGUGCCAGGGGUUAUGAUCACACAGUAUGUGGAGGAACUUCCUGAAGGCAAGAGCCACCCUGACUUCACACGUAAACCAAUUGCCUUAACCAUUCAAGAAGGUAAAUUAGCCAUUUUCAAAGCUAUUGUCACCGGAGAUCCAGAACCAACAGUAACGUGGGCUCGUAAUAAUGGAGAGGUUACUGAUAAGGAGAAAUAUCAAUCCAAAUUUGAUCCAAAUUCUCAUGAGCACACCCUUGAGAUGCCAAAUGUUUCAUCAGAUCAAGCUGACACAUAUAAAUGCUAUGCCAAAAAUGAAUUUGGGAAAGCUAUUGUUACAGUUAUGCUCAAUGUUAUAGAAGUUGGCUUCAAGAAAAAAAAGGCUCAACAACAGGUUGAACCUGAAGUUGUAAGUGGUAUGAAACCGGUGCUAAGAAAAAGUAAAGUGAAGCCUAAAGACCAGCAGGAGAGGAAAGAUGGAGAACUUGACCCAAAGUUCUGGGAAAUCUUGCUAAGUGCCGACAAGAAAGACUAUGAGCGCAUCUGUCAAGAGUAUGGAGUUACAAAUUUCCGCUGGAUGUUGAAAAAACUGAAUGAAAUGAAAAAGGAAAGAGAAGAAGAGCAGGCACAGUUUGUUAAAACCAUAGAACACCUGAAACCAAUUAAAGUAAAUGCCUCUGGAUGUGCAUCAUUUGAGCUUGAAAUGGAACUACUGGAAGCUAGUAGCAGGAUAUUUAUCUACAAGGAUGGUGAGAUGGUUCCAUUCAGUUUGGAAGUAGAGGAUGAAGUCAAGCAUGAAUUGAAGCAAGUUGGGAAAAAAUAUACGUUCACCAUACGAGACCUUCUGCCUGAUGAUGCUGGUCUUUAUCAGAUGGAUGUUGAAGGAGUCACAGUUUUUUCCACAGACUUCAAAAUUCCCUCGGUGGACUUUUUGGUCAAAAUACAGGAGGUUAAAGCAAUGGAGAGAGAGGAUGCUGUCUUUGAGUGUGUCUUAUCAAAUCCGUUCUCAAAGAUCAACUGGUUUGGAAAGAAUGCUGCUCUGGAAGCAGGAGAAAAGUUUGACAUCGAAGUGUCUGAGGACAAGCUUGUCCACAGAUUAGUGGUCAAAGACUGCAUGAUGGUGGACAAAGGAAUAUACGCAGCUGUUGCUGGAAUCAAGUCCUGUAAUGCAUUUCUGGUGGUAGAGGCCGACAAAGACCCAGCUCUGCAUGGUAAAAAAAAGACACGGAAGACCACUAAGGCAGGUGGCUCAGGUCUUGACCUGGAAAAGAUUGCUAAGGAGCAGCAAGAAAAACUCCAGAAAGACAGGGCAGAGAGAAUAGAGGCAGUGAAAGCUGCAAAGGAGGCCACAGUAGCUGACGGUUCGGGAUCAGGAUCAGCAGCACCAGAGCCAAAGUCGGAUGCUGACUCAGGCUCCGGUUCUGGAGGCGGUGGUGACUUGACAAAAAAAGCGGCUGAUGACGGUGCAGCAGGACACUCAAAGACCGUCAAAGACGGCUCAGCAGUCGGUUUAGGGUCUGAAUCACAACUUGGGGCUCCAGCUAUGGGACACUCAAAGACCGUCAAAGACGGCUCAGCAGUCGGUUUAGGGUCUGAAUCACAACUUGGGGCUCCAGCUAUGGGACCAUCAAAGACCGUCAAAGACGGCUCAGCAGUCGGUUUAGGGUCUGAAUCACAACUUGGGGCUCCAGCUAUGGGGGGUAAGGGAGAUGGAUCAGACGCUGAUGGGGCUCAGCUGGGCUCAGGCACUGAUGGAUCUGGGUCCCAAAUCAAAGGUACUCCUUCUGAUGAAAAAGUAAGCCUCACUCAGGGGUUGUCAGAUGCAUAUGCAAUCCGUGGCAAACCAGUGGAAAUGGCUUUGACUCUUAGCAGUGACAAAGCUGAAGGAACCUGGUAUAAAGAUGGGGAGAAGCUGUCCAGUGAAGCUGGAAAGGAACUUAAAAAGGAUGGUGCCAUUCAUAAACUGAUGAUCCAAAGUGCUAAGGAUGAUCAUUCAGGACAAUACGCAUUUGAAACUGCAGGCAUUAAAACAGAAGCAUCUUUGACAGUUGGAGAUGUGCCUGAAUUUGACCCCGAUGACCUACAUAAGUUCUCAAAGCCAGUGAUUGUGAAGGUGGGCCAGAAUGGCUCAUUCAAGAUGCCAUUCGAACCUCAAGAGAACCUUGAAAUCAAAUGGUUCAAAGAUGGUGUUGAACUGAAUGAUGGAGGGGGAGUCAAGAUCCAGAGAGAGCUCAAUCACAGCCGUCUUCUAAUGAAAGACUGUAUUCGCAGUGACGCUGGAGAAAUCAAGAUUAAACUCAAAAACCCAUUUGGUGAAAUUGAGGCCACUUCAAGACUCAUUGUGCUAGACAAGCCAGGGCCACCAGAAGGUCCAGUGGAGGUUGUUGAAAGCACAUCCACUGUUAUUGAGCUGCAGUGGAAACCCCCAAAAGACGACGGUGGCUCAGCAGUGACAAACUACAUCAUAGAGCGACAGCAAGUGGGUCAGCCCAUGUGGAAAAAACUCGGAGAUGUUACAGCAGACCGAUUGACGUUCAGAGACCGUAACGUCAUACAUGGAAAGAACUACAUUUACCGCAUUUAUGCCGAGAAUCCCGAGGGAAUCGGGGAACCGCUGGUGACAGAGAGCACCAUGGCAGGAACCCUGGUGUUCCCGGGUCCACCAUGCGCACCAAAGGUGGAAAGUGCUUUCAAAAACUGCAUCAAUUUGAAGUGGGAACCUCCACUCCAGGACAACGGCACACAAAUCCUUGGAUACCAAUUGGAAAAACGCAAGAAAGACACACAACAGUGGAUUGCUCUGAACCCAGUGAAUGAGCCUAUUGAAGGCCUGAAAUAUGCUGUCAAAGAUGUAUCGGAGGGAUCAGAAUAUGAAUUCAGAGUUGCAGCCAUCAAUGUGUCAGGGGCUGGAGAUCCAAGUCCUCCCUCUCAAGUGGUGGCCGCAAGAAACCCCAAGAUGAGACCACAAUUUCAUAGCCCAGAAGAUUUCAUGGUUAUUAGAGCAGGAAAUUCCCUGAGAAUCAAGAUGACUUAUGAGGCUGAGCCUCAGCCUGAUAUCACCUGGUUAAAAGACGAAGAACCCAUAUCUCCAUGGAUUAACAUCUUGAAUGUUGAGGGGUCAUCAACACUGGUGAUUCCUUCAUCACAACGCUCAGAUUCUGGAAUCUACACCAUUAUUGCAAAGAACUCCAGUGGCUCUGCCAACUUUGAUAUUGAGGUCAGAGUUACAGAUGAACCUAAACAACCAGGUCCAGUGGCAUUAGAACAACUUGUCCAUGGGAAAGUAAUUAUCACCUGGGAACCCUCUCCUGACCAGGAGGUGGAUGACCGACUGCACUACAUGGUGGCUGAACACGAGUCCAACACCCGUAUUUGGCGCACCAUUGCUGAUCGCCUCUUCUGCAACACUUUCACUGCAAACGUUCAUUCUGGGAGAGAGUACCAUUUCCGCAUCUAUGCCAAGAAUGACAUGGGUCCGUCAGAUCCAUCUAAUUCACCCACAUGGGGUGUCAACAGUAAUAAAGUUGCAGCAACAACAAAUGCCCCAGUGUCAGUGUCCUUAGAGAGGCCUCCAUCCAUCAUGGUUCCUCUUAAAGUCCAUACUCCACCAAAAGGCUACCAGUGCUUCAUGACAUGUGCUGUCCGUGGCUUUCCCACACCAUAUGUCUUCUGGUACCUGAAUGACAUCUGCAUCAAUGACAACAAAAACUACUACAUCACCAAUGCCCAUGGCAUCUGUUCCAUGUACAUCCUCAGAGUGAGCGCCACUGACGGUGGAGUGUAUAAGGUGGUGGCAAUCAACAAUUUCGGUACUGCGGAGUGUUCCACUAAAGUCAGCGUCAAAGAUUGAACCACACCACCAGUGCUGCCAAAGUCAAGAAUGUGCCCAGGCCUUAAUUGCUGAAAUCCUCACAAAGGGAAAUGACAAUAAAUAAAUUGUGUGUUUGCAAUGUUCUGUGGAAUGCUCUGUGUUAGUCUUGAAUUUAAUAAAAAUAUUUCUGUUCUCUAA
Molecule: messenger RNA, 4201 nt
Organism: Alosa alosa (allis shad)
Lineage: Eukaryota; Metazoa; Chordata; Actinopteri; Clupeiformes; Clupeidae
Product: immunoglobulin-like and fibronectin type III domain-containing protein 1
Molecular function (GO): protein binding
Source: RefSeq, a predicted model, not a curated record